AUGUUACACUCUUAUGCAUCGUCCAUGGCGACCGUAGUGGCGCAGCUGCUUGGAGCGAUGCUCGUAAUCGCGGGCCUUUUGCAGGCGGCGGUGUGCCUUAAGAGCGACUACGAAGCUUUUAUCGACUUGGGCCCCGGAGGCACGCCGCAAACCGUUUAUGGAUAUUUGAAAGUCAAAUGCUUGGGUCUUUUUGCGUUGCGAAAUCGAUUCCUCGCCGCGCCGAUACCGAACGACUUCAUCACGAAGCAAGGGUAUCUACAGUCCCUGCCUCCCCGCGAUAGGCCUCGCCCUGUCACUCGAGGAAUUGCUCCACAUCGCCAGAUAGACCAGAAGCUUGAUGAACACACUUACAAGAAGCUCGCACGUGCAGUGGAAGCCAUGGCGCCAGGGAAGAACAAUGAUAUGGUUAUCGGCACUUCAUGCUUCGAGAAGCAUGGUACAGGACUGUUCUCCACCGUGCCAGCAAACACAACUUGCCGCGGUGAAAUCGUACACCUUCAUCCUUCUGAUGGCUCCUUUCACAUGACGUUACACCCUGCAGACGCCAAUACUAUGCUCCAAGCUGGCUGGGGCGAGCGACAUCCACUGGCAGGCGUCUUCUUCAAGCGCUUUCUGCCGGUAGGCUUUUGUAUGGUUUAUGCGCCGCAGAGUGACGAGGAAAUCGAGACCGUUCUUGAGAUAGUGCGAGCGGCGGCGUGGUACGUGAGCGCAGGUCGCAGUGGUUGCACGUUGAUGGAGAAGAAGCCGGUGCACGAAGAGGUGACUAGAGGACCAUGA
Messenger RNA from Fulvia fulva, 777 nucleotides. RefSeq lists its product as uncharacterized. NCBI's taxonomy places the organism in Eukaryota, Fungi, Ascomycota, Dothideomycetes, Mycosphaerellales, Mycosphaerellaceae. The transcript is spliced from 3 exons. Bases 1 to 777 code for a protein of 258 amino acids. The record is from RefSeq and is a predicted model, not a curated record.